Silurus meridionalis is the source of this 1596-nucleotide messenger RNA. RefSeq lists its product as uncharacterized. The coding region runs from base 208 to 1533 and encodes 441 amino acids. The record is from RefSeq and is a predicted model, not a curated record. NCBI's taxonomy places the organism in Eukaryota, Metazoa, Chordata, Actinopteri, Siluriformes, Siluridae. The transcript is spliced from 5 exons.
UUGUAUGGGACGUCUCUGGAUGAUCUCUGUGGCACUGCCAUGUGAAUUGAAUGCUUCUGUCCAAUAAAAAUGUAAUCUACAACAUUAGUAGGUAGAGUUAAAGUACAUCCCUGGAGAAAUGCAACGCUCAGCAAUAUCUUAUCUGGCUACUGAUACUGACAGUAUUUAAAGCCUUCACCUGCACUCUAGGAGUUGCCUGUGUUCAACAUGCAGCUCAAACUCCUGCUCCUGUUUGCUGUUUCGCUCUGCCUGGACGCUGUCCCGUUGUCCAGCACGAGGACCAAGAAACACAACAAGCUGCUACUCAUAUCGUUUGAUGGUUUCAGAUGGGACUAUGAUCAAGACGUUCAUACGCCCAAUAUGGACCAGUUGGUACUGGAAGGAGUGAAAGCGAAAUACAUCACACCACCGAUGAUCACCAUGACCUCUCCAUCACAUUUCACCACUAUAACAGGGAGAUGGAUCGAGGAUCACGGCGUUGUCCAUAACAUGAUGUUUAAUUCCACAAGCCUUUUAAAGUUAACUCAUAAGAACACGCUGAAACGUUCUGAGUGGUGGGACAACGGGGCUUUGCCUUUAUGGAUAACAGCUCAAAAUCAGGGCCUGAAGACAGCGUCUUAUUUCUACCCUGGAGGUGGAGCGAAUUACAGCGGGCAGGUCGUAAACAUGUCCCUGGUGGAGGCAGAAGGUCACCCCGAUGAUAACGAGACAGAGUGGAGGCAGAAGAUCGAUACGGUUAUGAGUUGGUACACCGAGGAGAAUUUCGACUUUGUUACUCUGUAUUACGGAGAACCAGACAACGUGGGCCACAAAGUGGGACCGGAGACAGAAGAAAGAAGAAAGAUCAUCGCGCAGAUCGAUCGCCUCUUAGGCUACCUCAGAGAGUCGAUUCAGAGAAACAACCUAACCGAUCACCUCAACGUCAUCAUCACCUCGGAUCAUGGCAUGACCACCAUUAAGAAGAAACCCGAGGUGAAGGAAAUAAAGCUGUCCGAGUACAUGAAUUUUCUAACCCUGACCCAUUUUGACAUACUGGACUACGGAGGAUUUGGGAUGAUAAGACCCAGGAAAGGGAAAGUGCAGGAGGUUUACGAUAAGCUGAAGAACGCACAUCCAAACCUCACUGUUUACAAGAAGGAGGAAAUUCCUGAGCACUUCCACAUUGCAAAAAAUAGCAGAAUUCAGGAUAUCGUUCUCAUUGGAGACUUGGGGUUCAACUUGAACUCGAGAAUUAUCUUUUACGUGAACAAAGGAGAUCACGGCUUUAGCAAUGAAGAAAUGGACAUGAAGGCCAUAUUCCGGGCGUUCGGACCCGAUUUCAGGAAGAAUUUUCUCGCCGAGCCGUUCGACAGCGUGAGCAUUUACCCGCUGAUGUGCAAGUUACUGGGUGUGGCUCCAGCUCCGAACAAUGGCAGCCUCAGCGACACUCAAGCCAUGUUGGUGGAUGACUCUGACCCUGGUGGACAUGUUGGGAGAAUCCAAACGUCUGUCGGUCUUUUAAUCGUCAUGAUGUUCAUCGCAUUCCUCCAUUAAUUCCACUCGCUUUUCACUUGUAAUAAGUUAUAGUAAAGGAAAUAAAAAUAUUUGAUCACACGA